This is a messenger RNA of Trichoderma harzianum CBS 226.95, 449 nucleotides long. RefSeq lists its product as hypothetical. The record is from RefSeq and is a predicted model, not a curated record. The transcript has 5 exons. Bases 32 to 250 code for a protein of 72 amino acids. Gene Ontology annotation, cellular component: mitotic spindle; DASH complex. Gene Ontology annotation, biological process: attachment of spindle microtubules to kinetochore. NCBI's taxonomy places the organism in Eukaryota, Fungi, Ascomycota, Sordariomycetes, Hypocreales, Hypocreaceae.
CGAGGAACUGCGGAAGCCUUUCUGUUGAGAUAUGGAGAGCCCACACGAGCACCAGCAGAACCUGCUGCUUUCGCGCAUCAUCACAAACGUGGAAAAACUAAAUGAAGCCAUCGUUGUGAUGAACAAGAGCCUUCAGGAGAUUAAUGUCCAAAACAUGAACGUGGAGCUCGUUGCCCAGAUGUUCAAAAACUACCAGUCCAACGUCUUGUUUCAUCUUGAAGCCACGGAUAAUUUGAAGCCUCCUUCAUGAUGUGAUGCAAAUGAUCUUAGGUGUAUUGGUUAUGACAUUUUUGUUGUUGGGUGAUAUAUAGAGAGAGACAGGAUGGCGGUGUUCAAAAUACCAAGAUGUAUACGACGAAUAUGAAUUAAUAAAAAAAGAAGAAAAAAAAGAAACAAAAAUUCCUUUUAAAUGACUAAAUAUACUUUGAUCAUUGUAAAAAGAACCUGGC